AUGAUCUCUGGAACUUCCGAUUCUACUGUGGGUCCUUCGGUAAUGGCUCAAUUAUAUAAAUAUUAUGUGACUGAUGGUCAAUUUAUUCCAAGUACAAAUGUUGUAUUUAAAAACAAUUUAAACUCUGCACAUACAUUUCCCACUGAUUUUGAUAGUAGUGGUAAUAAUGGCUGCGGAUCUACCAGUAGUCCUUAUAUAAGUAAUUGUGCCUUCGAUGGAGCAGGUGCUAUACUCCAACAUAUUUAUGGACCUUUGAAACCACGAAAUAAUGGAGCAUUAAGUGGAAAAUUUAUUGAAUUUAAUCAAGAAGAAUUUAUAACUAAUGCAAGAAGUAAUGGAAUGAGCACUACAGGAUGGGUUUAUGUACCUAAAAGCUGUUCUGAUGGAGAUACUUGUAAAUUACAUAUUGCCUACCAUGGUUGUCUACAAGGCUACGAAAAAAUUGGUGACAAGUACGUUAAAAAUACAGGAUUUAAUCGUUGGGCUGAUACCAAUAAUAUCAUAGUUUUAUAUCCACAAGCAGUGGCCACAAAUACAAUAAACAUGGGUGGUGGAGCCUCAAUUCCAAACCCGAACGGAUGUUGGGACUGGGUUGGAUGGUAUGGAAAUGAUUUUAGUGUUAAAAGUGGUAAACAAUCGACCGCUGCGAAAAAAAUGAUUGAUCGUAUAACGAAUGGUUUCAAUCCAAUUGAUGCACCGACGGAACUCCAGGUUCUUGCUACUACAGACAAUUCAGUUACUCUUGGAUGGAGACCAGUUUCAGGUGCAACUGGUUAUAAUCUUUAUAGAAAUGGUGGUAAAGUUAACGGUGCAAUAAUAACUGGAACAACAAUUACGGAUAAUAAUUUAAACUCAGGUACAACAUAUACGUACACCGUCAAGGCUGUUUCAUCAGCAGGUUCUGAAAGUGCACCUUCAAAUUCAGUAACUGGUAAAACAACGGGUAUACCACCAGCUGUAGAAACGCCGAAUGGUUUAAUAGCUAUAGAUAUAACCAGUAAUUCUAUCACUUUGAAAUGGAAUGCCGUUUCAGGUGUAACAGCAUAUAAUAUUUAUCGUAAUGGGAAUAAGUUGACCAGUGUUACCCUCACAUCAUAUACUGAUACAGAUGUGCGUCCAGCAACUGAUUAUCAAUAUCAAGUUUCAUCGAUAAAAGACUCAUCUGAAAGCGAAAAAUCUAUUGAAGUUCAAGCUACAACACUCACUGAAAAGGUGUGUGUCAGUGAUAAUAAUUUUAAUCAUGUAACUGCAGGAAGAGCUUAUCACAGUGGUGGCUAUGCAUUGGCUAAUGGUUCAAAACAAAAUAUGGGGCUUUAUAAUAUUUUUCAAAGGACAAAUUUAUGCAAAAUAAGAGAAAACUACUAUGUAAUCGAGUAG
Rotaria sp. Silwood1 is the source of this 1377-nucleotide messenger RNA. The record is from the annotation of a GenBank genome assembly. Lineage: Eukaryota; Metazoa; Rotifera; Eurotatoria; Philodinida; Philodinidae.